Molecule: messenger RNA, 1434 nt
Organism: Coccidioides posadasii C735 delta SOWgp
Lineage: Eukaryota; Fungi; Ascomycota; Eurotiomycetes; Onygenales; Onygenaceae
Source: RefSeq, a predicted model, not a curated record
AUGGACAAAGAGGAGAGAAUUUCACAGCCCAAUUCUGCUCAAAGUGACGAUGCGGCAAUCUUUUCUCCCGUUCUGACUAUUCUGAAUCUUAGGUCUCUUCCGACCUUAUGUGCUCUUACUCGAAAAGCAUCAGCAGAUUUCGUGGAAGACCCAGAAGCCCCCAUUGAGCCAAUAGUUGUUGAAUCUCCACUUUUUGGUUCCUACCAUGCAUUAUUCCCAAUUCGAUUUCAAGAUGGGUUGCGUUGGAUCCUUAAGAUUCCAGCCUGUGGGACACCCGAGCAAUUCACCGCGUCUGCCGCAUCAGCACUUCAAUCUGAAGCUUUGACUAUGAAACUGAUUCAACGCGAAACCUCAGUCCCAAUUCCUGACGUGUUUGCAUUUAGCUCAACAUUGGAUAAUGAACUUGGAGUUCCUUAUAUCCUCAUGAAGUUCAUGCCAGGGAAAUCUCUUUAUGACUGUUGGUUUGACAUGAAGGUCUCGAAGGAAGAACGAAGAUUACGCCGCAAGAAUACCCUAGAGGAUAUUGCUCAAGCAAUGGCUGAACUGAGCAAGUUCUCGUUUUCUACUGGUGGUGCCCUAAUGUAUGAUGCAGAAGGAAACUUAGCUCACCCUGGUCCACUGAGAUUUAUUGACCAUCAGGCAAUGCUUGAGCGGCUUGGGCAAAGUGAUGAUGAUGACAUUGAACCAACAUUAUAUUUUGAAGCUGGCCCCUUUACAGAUCCACAAGAUUUCUACCUUCUCUCACUUAACCAAGCAAAGGAGCCAGAGCAACCUUUUCAUAAAGGAAUGUGGAAGCUUCUUUAUCUUCUUUUACAAUGGAUUCCAACACCACAAAGCCCAACAUUUGUGCUCACACAUCCAGACUUGAAUUUCCAGAAUGUCCUUGUCUCUGAGGAUGGGAGGGUGCAGGCCUUAAUUGACUGGGAUGGUGUGGCGGCAGUUCCCCGUCUAGUGGGAAAUGAAAAAUUUCCUUCUUGGCUCACUCGAGAUUGGGAUCCGGCGAUGUACGCAUGGAAUGAGGAAAUGGAAAAAGGCAUUGAACAAGAUACGUUGUGGGAAGACUCUCCAGAGACCCUUGUCUUGCAUCGCAGAGAGUAUAGCAACUUUAUGGAGCGGUAUCAAUCUCUGCGAGGACAAUCUCUCCCAUCAUCUCCUGCUGUUAAAGAAUCGUCCAUAACGCAGAAGUCACUUUUUGUCGAGAACCUGGUUAUUGCAGCUGAGAACCCCCUUUGCAGAUUCGAGAUUCUUAACAAAUUUGUUGAAAAGAUUGUUGAACUGGCGCGAGCGAACUCUUUGGAUUGUAUCAGCAACAAAUAUCAGGAUUUGGAGAUAUUUGAUAUAACAGAUAAUCUGGUAACAGGUGAAAUGGAACAGGAAAUGCUGAACUUUCUGAGGAAGGGCUUUGAUAGUUUGCUGAGUCAAAAUGUAAUGUGA